This is a messenger RNA of Canis lupus familiaris (dog), 692 nucleotides long. It is a transcript of the gene H2AX, whose product is annotated as H2A.X variant histone. Gene Ontology annotation, cellular component: nucleosome. NCBI's taxonomy places the organism in Eukaryota, Metazoa, Chordata, Mammalia, Carnivora, Canidae. Gene Ontology annotation, molecular function: DNA binding; protein heterodimerization activity; structural constituent of chromatin. The coding region runs from base 104 to 535 and encodes 143 amino acids. The record is from RefSeq and is a predicted model, not a curated record. The transcript has a single exon. Gene Ontology annotation, biological process: DNA damage response.
GGCCGGCCCCUGGGCGCGCGCGGCAGCAGUUGGACUGCGGCGGGCGGCUGUUCGUUGCCCCCUUCGAGGCGUCCCUCUUCACAGCUCUUCUACCUCGCGCAGCAUGUCGGGCCGCGGCAAGACCGGCGGCAAGGCCCGCGCCAAGGCCAAGUCGCGCUCGUCGCGCGCCGGCCUCCAGUUCCCCGUGGGCCGCGUGCACCGGCUGCUGCGGAAGGGCCACUACGCCGAGCGGGUGGGCGCCGGCGCGCCGGUGUACCUGGCGGCCGUGCUCGAGUACCUGACGGCCGAGAUCCUGGAGCUGGCGGGCAACGCGGCCCGCGACAACAAGAAGACGCGCAUCAUCCCCCGCCACCUGCAGCUGGCCAUCCGCAACGACGAGGAGCUCAACAAGCUGCUGGGCGGCGUGACGAUCGCGCAGGGAGGCGUCCUGCCCAACAUCCAGGCCGUGCUGCUGCCCAAGAAGACCAGCGCCACCGUGGGGCCGAAGGCGCCUGCGGGCGGCAAGAAGGCCACGCAGGCCUCUCAGGAGUACUGAGGGGCGCCCGCGCCGCAGCCGGCCCCCAUGCCACCACAAAGGCCCUUUUAAGGGCCACCACCGCCCUCACGGAAAGAGCUGAGCCACGUCGGGCUCGGGGCGGGCGGCCGCGGCGCUCGGCUCCCCCCCGCCGCGUCGUCACCGCCGCCGCCGCCGC